AUGUCUGACGUUUUGAAAAAGAAUUAUGAUUUUAAAAGGUACAACCGUGACGUCGUUGUUGAUAACAAUCAUUGCUUACAAUAUGUAAAGAAACAGUGUAUAAGUUCUGAAGAAAUUAUUUUCACAUUGCACAUAACAAACGAAGUUUUGAAAAGCUGGGAAGACUUCAAAGGAAAGGGUAUCUCGUUAAAUUUUAGCUUUGUUGAAAUCUUGAAUUAUUUUCUCGCUGAAAAGUACGCAAUUCUUGUCAAGAAAGACUGCAAACGAAUCGAAGAAGGGCUCAGAAAACUGUGUUCAAAAGUUAAAAGCGGUUUCAAGGGAAAAUCUGGUUUACAUUAUCUCAACUUUGCAAGCCAAAGUAGAAGUUUUGCAAUUCGAGCCGGGGAAAUUUUGAGAGCAUCUGAUUUGGAAAUCGAGUUGUGCAAGCUGAAUACUGCAAAAGUUGCUCUAGAGAAAGAAAAUGCAGCCCUUCAGAAACGCUGUGAUGACUUGUACAGCAGUUUGGUUCAAGAAGAAGAGCUCAGAAGGAAAAUCAACGAUAGCUUAGAAGAUGCAAAGGUCGACCUACAAAAGCUUGAAAAGGAGAAUGCCAACUUGUGCAAGUAUUUUGAUAAAAUUUCUGAACUGGAGGGAUUCAAGAACUGCGGCAAACCUUUUUCUGAAGUCAAAGGAAGACAACAAAGACGCAAGAUUAGAGAGUUAAAGACAUAUGUAGAACAAGCACUUUGGUUUGCCGAGACUUUUGGCCUUAAGCUUAGCUCGGUCAAAUUCAAUGAUGACGAGGGGGUAUCCCAUACCAUUGAUUACACCAUAGAAGAUAGAAAGAAAGGAUAUAAAGAUUUGUCGGAAGAAGAAAAAGAGAAAGUGCAACAGGUACUCUACAUCACUGAUAGUUUCUGCAUUGGGGAGGCGGCAUAUCACGAAUUUACCAUGACUGAAGGAGGGGAGAAGCUACCGCGUUCUUAUUUGGUGAAACAGUGCAAAAAUGAUUUGAACAGCCUAUGCCACAUCACCAGAACCCCAGGUGUUGCAGAAGGAGCACAAAUGAACCUGGAGUCUGAAUUAAGGAACACAAUAAAGCAGCAGGCAAGUUUUUAUUAUUACCUAUAA
This is a messenger RNA of Paramuricea clavata, 1110 nucleotides long. Lineage: Eukaryota; Metazoa; Cnidaria; Anthozoa; Malacalcyonacea; Plexauridae. The record is from the annotation of a GenBank genome assembly.